This is a messenger RNA of Lottia gigantea (owl limpet), 831 nucleotides long. RefSeq lists its product as hypothetical. Lineage: Eukaryota; Metazoa; Mollusca; Gastropoda; Lottiidae. Bases 1 to 831 code for a protein of 276 amino acids. The transcript is spliced from 8 exons. The record is from RefSeq and is a predicted model, not a curated record.
AUGAUGUUGUUAAUCAAGACCGGUGUGUUAUUAAUCAUUCUGUUCAGUUUAAAUACACUUUGUGACUCGUGCGCCUGUGAGUUCCAUCCUGUGCUAUCUGGUAAAUGGUUUUUUACUGGUGAAAAUAAAAAUAUCAACAUCAAGAUCCACUCUAAAAUUAUAGUGUUUAAAGUCUCGAACUAUUUAAAACUACGGUAUAAAUGUACAGAGAGAUACGGCAAUAUCUAUCUAUUGAGAAUUUUAUGUUUAUUCUUAGAGGUAGAUUUCCUUUCAGAUUUGUUCAUGAAAGGGGGUUUUACGUCCAUCCAUGUUGAAGGUCGAGGUUUUGACUCGUUUAUCUUCAGUCCUAAGAACGUAACAAGAAAAUAUGCAAAUAUAGACAAUACCUGUGAUUCUGAAAUCAGCCGAGAAAGAAAAUUUAUUUAUCGAAAGGGUGGAUGUCGAGUACCUAGAGAUAUGGUAGGAACCUGGGGUUUUACUUUCCGUCAAUCAUCAGCUAUAACUAUGGGUAAAAGGAAUUUAACGAUUCAUUUCUUAAAUAAUGAUAAUUUAACAUUGAACUGUGAGGCAAGAGAUAGAAACAUGUUUUUAUUCAGACGAUCCAGUUACAUAAAUUCCUCGACGGAUGCCAUCAUUUGUGUGCAGAUUGAUCCAGUUCUAGAUGACCCGUUUUAUGAUUAUGAAUUUAAUCGAAUUAUAACUGGUAAUGCAGUAGAAAAUCUUGUGAGGACCGUACCACGUGGUAAAAAACUUUAUAUCAAUUCCGAUUGUGAUAUGAUACAUAGUCCCGCUCGUCCAGAAUAUAUAUAUACUGUUGAUAAUAUACUUUAA